AUGCGUUUCUCUACCGUUGCCGCCGCCCUCCAGGCCGUUGCCUUUGUUCAGGCUGCCGCUCUGCCGGCUAUGCCCGCUGGCGAGCUCAUCGAGCUCGUUAAGGACGAUACCAUCUCACUCCCUGGUGAUGCCACCGUUGAUCUAGUUGCCCGCAAGGAGGUCAACGAGGUUCACGCCAUCGAGAGCAUUGCCGAGCAGACCAACUCUGCCGACAAGAGUGUUGUC
Messenger RNA from Colletotrichum acutatum, 225 nucleotides. RefSeq lists its product as uncharacterized. NCBI's taxonomy places the organism in Eukaryota, Fungi, Ascomycota, Sordariomycetes, Glomerellales, Glomerellaceae. The annotation marks the transcript as partial. The record is from RefSeq and is a predicted model, not a curated record. The transcript has a single exon.